UCAAACAGUCUGGACACUAGCUCCACAAGCUCUACCAGUAACUUUGAUGCAAAGCAAAUAAAAACUGAAAUGUCAAGUCCAAAUACUCAGCAAUCGUUUGAGAUAAAAACAGAAUCUGUAGAAGUAAACACAACAAAUGUAAGAGUUACUACUCCAUUGAAAAUCAGUACACCUGAACCGGCAACUGUUCCGUCUUCAGUUGUCAGUCCUACCGGUUCAGAAAGUUCUCAGAUGUCCUAUCAGGAACAAGAAAAGAUAUUCCGAAUUAACUCUAGUUUUGAACUGCCACGGCUACGUCAGUGGUUUGAGGAUAACCCUAACCCAACAGCACUGACCAUGAGUGAAUACGUGGACACACUGAAUGCUACACCAUUCAGACAGUUACAGGGACAGAAGUAUAAUACUGAGAUACUCAACUCAUGGUUUGAUUUGGAAAGGCAAAAAAUGAAUGUACCCAAACUAGUUAUGGUUGAGACAAAUGACCAGAAUUGUCAUGGUGAUCGAUGUAGCAGCCUGAGUAAUAGUCUAUGCAGUGAUAGUAGUGGAGCUGAUACUGAGGAAGAAUGGACUGAUGUCAAAGUAAGAAAUGCAAUCACAGAUGUCCUUAAAGAAAUCAAUCAAAGUCAGCUGGGACAAAUCAGUCCACUGACACAGUCCAUGAUUUCUUGUAUUGUUAAUGGUAAAUAUGGAGCAACUAUUAGUAAAGAGAAAUGUCAAGAGUUUGGUCAAUGGUAUGAGAAUUAUAAAAAGAGUAAAGUACAACUCAAAGAUCCACCAAAGGUGGAAAAAGUACCACGUUAUGUGCGAUACAUGGCUGGUAGAAAACUUAGUUUCCAUCCGGAGCAUGAAGUCCCCAGAAUGAAAGAAUGGUUUGAUAUGUGCCAGCAUCCCAUAGAUGAAACACUACAGGGAUUUUGCAACAUUAUGAAUACUCAUCCAUUUAGACAACAGACUGGACGACCCAUUACAGUGACAAAUCUAAGAGUCUGGUGGAAAAAUGAACGAGCCAAGAGAAAUAGAGAAUCAAAGGAUAAAUAGAUCACUAUCAAAUUUAUUUCACAUCUUGUGUUCUCAGAGUUGAUACAUUUGUCAUCUACA
Molecule: messenger RNA, 1098 nt
Organism: Saccoglossus kowalevskii
Lineage: Eukaryota; Metazoa; Hemichordata; Enteropneusta; Harrimaniidae
Biological process (GO): regulation of transcription by RNA polymerase II; chromatin remodeling
Molecular function (GO): RNA polymerase II cis-regulatory region sequence-specific DNA binding; DNA-binding transcription factor activity, RNA polymerase II-specific
Source: RefSeq, a predicted model, not a curated record